CUGAACGAUAGAACAACGCAACAGAUAAUAAAAUGGAGGUUUUGGCUAGUGUGUUCUUGCUUGUAGUGUUUCUGCAGUCCUGCUCUACUCAGUAUCCUGGUGCAGAUAUUCCAGUGUAUCUCUCGCUGAUCAGCGGUCACUAUAGUAACGAGCAAGACCUGAUUCGUCUUGAAGACAAUGAAAUCAAGACAAAACAGAGCCUUGUCAAUGUCUACUUAAGGGUCCUCCAGAUACCAGCUCUUGAUUGGAACUAUGUUGUGUACAUAGAGAAGUACGUGGACGAUGUGCUGGACCUGCAGCAAAUUUUACAUUACACUGAAGUGAACGAUGUGAUCCUUGCGGAGCAGUACAACUUUACACAUCCCGAGGAUUUCGUUCCUGGCAAGUUUGACAUUUCUCAACUGGAGACACUUAAAGAGGAGGACCUGACCACGAGGAAAGGAUGUGUUAGCAUUUGCAGACGAAUUGAGGAAGCUGUGUACAUUAUGCAGUGGCCAGAUUGUUCAGCGUAUGGAGAGAUAUCGUCCAGGUACAGCAUUACCUUCACCUGUUCAGGAUCAAGUUAUAUAGUUACACCUAACAAUUUCAUAGAAGGUCCUAGUAAAUUGCCAUAUAAAUUCAAUAAAGUUAAAAGCUACCCAGUAUCUCCUGAAAUAAUCCCUAACUACGAGGCUUUGCUGAAGAAGUUGUGUGGAUAGUCCAGAAAUAAUGAAUCUGGAAGUAUAGCAAGCAUUACUAAAUACACGGAUUUCUUUCCAGCAGUCGGUUUCCUUACCGUCUGUCUAAAGUGUCGUAAUGGUGUUUGAGUGUGUGUGUAUCUUUAUCUUCGUCUUCUUUAUAGUCAACUCGAUUCAUGCAGAUUGAAUAGACACAUUCCAUACGUUUUUGUUACGAUUAGACUUUCAAUCUACUAUAUAUAUAUAUUAGCAAAAAUACCAUUCAUUAAUCACGAGAUCUCUUAAACUAUGGUAGGUAUCCGCAUCAAAUUUUGUUCACAGGUUCCCUGUACCAACUAGGUGCUCACUAAGAACGUUUUUUGACAGAUUCUCAUUCUGACGACAUUCAUUCGCGAAAAAACCGCAAGCUCAAUCAAACCUUUGUAUUUUAUUUUCGGUAUUUACCCAAAAAGCCGCUGUCUAUUUAAAAACGUUUUUUUUUUAAAAGCCACAAAUUUUGUAUUUUUAAACUAAUUUCCCCCCAAGUCUACUUAGUUUUAAUAUGUCGUACGUUACUUCCAGUUCCUUUUCGACGCGGGUCUAUACAAGAAAACAAACAAGAACACAAUUCUAAUGGCAUUAAUCAGAUUUAUCUAAAGCAGGGGUGUGUUACAUGUGAGAGUGUGUGUGUCUUUGUUUAUUGUUUAUUUUAUUAGUUAUGAGUAUUAAACUGUUUUAUCACGGGUUUCUCAAGGCGGUUAAUAGGUAUCCAGUGGUCAGUUGGAGAGCUGACCUUGUCUGAGUAGGGUGUUGAUGGUUGUUUUUGGUUAUAGUAUUCUUUUUAUAUGUGUGUAUUGAAUAUUCUGGUAAUUCUAUGGUGUUUGAUGAUACCCUUAAGAUAAUAAUUAUUAUUGAAUCUAGUCUAAGAGCUCUUGGAUAUUUAAUUU
Molecule: messenger RNA, 1603 nt
Organism: Biomphalaria glabrata
Lineage: Eukaryota; Metazoa; Mollusca; Gastropoda; Planorbidae
Exons: 6
Coding region: 33-698 (221 amino acids)
Biological process (GO): protein-phycocyanobilin linkage
Molecular function (GO): lyase activity
Source: RefSeq, a predicted model, not a curated record